AUGCAGGCGCAGGGAGAGAAUGAAGCUUCCGCUGCACCACUCGCAGAUGGUUCUGUUCGCACUGAAGAAACGGCGGAACAGCUGCAACAGCCGCCAGAACAAGCGGAACAGAGUCGAGCGGUGGCCGGCCUGAGUACACCGGACUCGCCCUUGGGAGGAGCGCCUGGGACGCCGCCCGCUGUUGUGCAAGAUGAAAAUGUUCAUCGCCCUCCCCUCCAGGAAUCUCCUUCUCCAGUCUCUGGGCAAGUUGGAAACUCGGGCGAUCAGGAACAGCAACCUCCCCCCCUGGGAACCGUUGUCGACGCAAACACCGCCGCGACGAGUGCCGCAAACAGCGCAGCAGCCGGUGACGCAACCGCCGAGUCAGCCCCCGGCGCAACCGCGGACACAACCGCCGGUGCAGCCACUGACGCAGUAACCGCGGCAGGUGUUGGAACAGCCGCGCAGCAGGCGUUGCAACAGGCACAACAGCCGGGGCAGGAGCAGCUCGGCCAGCAGCAGCAGGCACAGCAACAGCAGGCAGAGCAGCCGGCACAACAAGGGUCACAGCAGCAGAAUGCGCAGCAGGCUGAGCAGCAAAUCCAGCAGCCGGGGGCGGAACAGCGACAAGAAGCUCCCACUGCAGUCGUAGGCACUGCUGGCGUUGGGGAAGCGGCGCAACAGCUGCAACAGCCGAUAAUACCUCAGAGCCCGUCAGUAGCACUACAGGCAGAGCAGAUCAUUCCAGGGCCGGCCCUUCCGAGCACACCGCCUUCGCUGUCGGUAGCAGCCCCUGGGACGCCGCCGCUUGGGCUCCCACAGUUUCCGGCACAGGAGAGCCACCCGGUUGGCGAGCAGCAGCAGCUUCUGCCAUCCGGCGUAAGCGGGGGAUAUGCCCUGAACACCGCUGCGAGUGCGACUGUUCCCUCACCCGGUGAUGCGCAAGAUGGAAAUGCUCAUUGCCCUCCCCCCCCGGAAUCUCCGUCUCCCGUCUCUGAGCAAGUUGGAGACCACUCGGGUGUUCAGGAGCAGAACGAAGCAGCAGCUGUUCAUACGGACCACACUGAGGCCCCGGCGAAUACAGGACAUACAUCAGCUGCAGCUGGUCCACUCGCAUUUGCGACGGGCAAGACAGCCGCUCUGACAUUCCCAGCCCUUAGCGCUGCAGCGUUGUACCACCAGGGGGAUACAGGAGCUGUCGAAAGCCCACCGCUUCCCGAGAGUCGUACUUUCUUAGCGACGCACGCGGCAACCGCAGCGACAGCCGCAGGCGCUGCUGAUACGCCGGAACCGCACGCCGGCGCCCCAACCAAUUCUGCCGCGCCAUCGUCUCCCCUCGCGCCGGUUCAAACUCGGGCAGCGGACGUUGGGGAGAUCGAGGUUGAUGCGGGCGACGGUGGACAGCACUCUCCUACUGGCGGCACCACAGAUGCAAGCACAAUCCUGGGCUGGCUCGGUAGCGUGCUACCGACAAACUUGGAAGGCUCCAUUCCCAUGCCGCGAGACGCGACGCACGAAGAGCGUCAAGAGCUUUGGGGGGAAGCGGCCACGCAGCCUGAGCUUGCACCGACAGAAGAGAUCACAGCGCUGGACGGCGGCAAGCCCAGCCCUGCAAAUGUUGCGUCCGGACCAGAACAAGAUGAUCAGUCCGGUGGGACAACAGGCAUUCUCGCACACAGCGCAGGAGCGCCAGAGGUGGAGGCCUCACUUUCUGCGAGCAGCACUGACGCGGCGGCAGGUGUGCCUGCUCUUGCUGCUGGGUCUGGGCAGAGCAAUCCGACUGACGAACCUGCAGUUCCGCCCACGGGCGGCGAGGAAGAAGUCGGUAGAGAUUCGGGCAGUGCAGGACAAGAAAACCCCGAAGGAGAAGUGUUUCGAAUUGAGCCGGCUGCAGUUGUAGUUCAUCCGAAUGGCGCCGGGGACGAGAUCGGGGUCGUCGCGAGUAUUCCAACUACGCCUCGUAGCGAGGGUCUCUUGACCGAGGAAGGAGAUGCGCCUCAUCUGACGCUGCAGGGCAGGUCUGGCCAAGAUCAUGAUCCCACCGGUGGACAGGAUCCGGAGCAGCAGGACGCUACUGAAUCUCCCUCGGCUCGCCUGGAAGAUGGAUUGAUUGAUCUGCCCGAGGAAGCUCCUCGUGGUGACGCCAGUGGGAGUGGACUCUCGAUGACUCCUGCGGAUGUUUCCCCUCCGAGUGUGCACGGGACUGAUGGUGCUGCUAUUGACGGAACCGCUGGAGUAGACGCAGUACCACCGGCCUCGGAAGCCGUGGAGGAGCCGGUCUUAGCAGAGCCUCACGAUGUUACUUCGUUAAUAAGCGAGUCUCCGGCGGCUGCUCCCGCAGGCGUUUCAGUGACGCACGAAGAUGAAAAUGGCAACGAACAACGUGCGUCCAGCACCAGCUCCGAGCCGCCAGUUUCUGCGGCCGCAUCGGCAGAAGAAGACCAGCACCCUGCUGCAGGCGAGAAUGUCGAAAUGGCUGAUCCGGGAGCACCAGAAGAGGCUUCAGUUCCUGCGAUCACUGGGGAUGAAGCAGCGGUAAGAACUGUAGGGGAUGCUGCGCCCACUGCGCUAGGCCCACAAGAUCAAGAAGUUCAUGUCGCCACUGAUUCUUCGCGAGAAAAUGAAACUCCGAUUACGCUCGGACGACUUCGACGUGAACAAGCUGAUCAGGUCGAACAAGAGCACGAGGCAGGCUCGAUUGCCGCUGAAGGAGAGGCGGAAGUGGCCGGGAGUAGUUCUGGAGCUGGAGGAGGAGAGAGCAGUGCAACUGUGAAAGCCGAUGGCGGUCCAUCGGGUGGUGGUGUCCUGACGGUUCCCUCUGGUGUCCCUAUCGAAAGUCGUGUGCUAGAACGAGACGAGGCUAUUUCGUUGGCAGCACUAACGAGCAGAGAUGCAGUCAAUGUCGACCCCGCGUCUGCACCGCCUGCCCAGCCGGAUGGAGGUUGUGACGCCGUUGCUACUGAUGCAGCAUCCUCGCAACUGCCAGAUACGAACGCUGGAGAUGAAGCGAUGUCUGGAGAAGAAUCUCGUGUGAGUGCGGGGCCACAGCAGAGCGCAGGAACUGUGGGAGGGAGUACGGUCUUCGCAGGGCCGGCGCCAAUGAGGCGAUGCAGCAGGAAAUCUCCGGGCGUUCAUCCUUACCAGCUGAGCCUUCAGAUCACGGUGAAUGCCCCCGGGGCACCACCAGGUGAAGCCUCCGCUGGGUCCUCGUCGCUGCCACCAGGUUCCUCGUCUUCCGCCACAACAGCACUGCCGAUUUCACCAGGCGCACAGCCUGUUGCUGCUGCAGCUCCGGCAGCCGCUGCCCCAGGUCCUGCUUCUGCGCCAGGAGGAGCAGGAGCGGGAGAAAUUGGAGCAGGAGCGACACAAAUUGGAGCACGACCACAGCGCCCCCAGCCUAGACCGCCAAGUGAAGAAGCAAAAGCCUUUUGCAAGGUGUGGCAGGAGCACACACACCCCGUGUUUCCGCUUGCGCAGCAGCUCGGGGAACAGUGGUGCUUGCAGGCGCACCGAAUCCUCGGGCGGGACGUCCUCUGGGCGGUGCUCGACAGGGGUAUGAACUGGUCACAGGACGGCAGAAAGACAACUUCCCGGACUGUUUUGCGUCCCAUGCCCAAACCGGCCAGACAUUUGAAAGCCACCGGCGGAAACUUGCGUCUACUCCAAAACCACUUUCUCCCGGUCGGGGAGGGAAAGUGGCAGGAGUUGCGGGAGGAGGUUCGUCCGGAAUCGGAGGGCCGAGGUAUGCAGGAGUACGAGGGUAGGAUUGGGCAAGUGAAAAACCUUGUGCAAGCGUACCGGGAGCGACAUACGACAGCUCGAAACCACGAAGGAAGGUGGACCGGUACGAAACUUCAGGUUGUUAUCGCCCACGCAGGUAUGUUACAGCGAGCAGGUCUCAGCGGCCAAGGAAGACAAGACAUCGAAAGAGCAUUCAGACUGUACGCCGCGGGAGUCGAUGCGGCACCAUAGACUGUGCGCUGCACAAGGAGAAGACGAGAGAAGCAGUAUGUUGCCAAUGCCAGAGAUGGGAAGUUAUACGCUGCCAGGAAAAACAAGCGAAGGGCGCGGUGAUGCCGAGAUUUCAUCCUCAUAAGUUAGCGUUAGCGAUCAGGCGGCGUUGGCACAACUGUUGUAGUUUCUCGGAGACUUCACUUUCGAUUGACUUUCUGUAGAGUUAUUGCCAGAGAAAGUUCUAGGGGUGGAGCAAAAUAAGUGUCCUUUUUUGCGACAAGUCGCAGCAGCACAUAUUUCAUUUCUUGCGCCACCCAUCCAGUUUGCACGAUUUGCUUUCAUUCAUAUGAUGAUCAUGAUGAACAUUAUGUGAGGAAAAACUAUCACUACAAGAAAAAUGAAAAACCGCCUCUUAUGAUGUCAGACAAUUGCGAGGUUGCACAAAGAAGGGUCAUGCGGUAAGUCGUGAAGAUUUCAGUUUCGCCAGUCGCCAUGAAAGGACCUAGAUAUUGUCGUUGCAAAAGGUAGCAACCGGUGUCGAGGCUUAGGUCACUCUUGCCGCAGCAUCAUCAAUCUGAAAAGAUCACCAGGUGCUGGAGCGCAACCAAGAAGACGCAAUAGAAAGGAUAGAAUUUGGGCACGACUGAUCAAUAUACAGGAACGAUUAGAAAAGAAGAGAAAUUACAGACUCGCAGCACAAAAGAACAGAUCAAGAAAUAGAGGUGUGGAUGAUAGAGAAGAUAGGUGCAGGGAAAUAAGAAAACUGUAUGAAUGAAGGAGGACCGAAGGACGAAUCGCGCAC
Amoebophrya sp. A120 is the source of this 4735-nucleotide messenger RNA. The record is from the annotation of a GenBank genome assembly. Lineage: Eukaryota; Dinophyceae; Syndiniales; Amoebophryaceae.